AUGAGCUCCAUCAGCGGUCGGGUCCUUGCCAUCCCUGCCGCCUCUGUCACAAACUCUGGAGCUUCAACCUCUCGAGCCUUGCACGUAGAGCUCACCUCCCAGCAGAGACGGUUGCGUCAUCUUCGGAGCAUCGCUGCCAGGAACAUCGUGAACAGGAAUGGUUCUCCUCUGUUAGACACUUACUUCACCCUCCACCUCUGUGUAGGAGACCGCAUUUCUAGAGAUUUUUACAAGAGUGAAGUCAUUCGGGACUCACUGAACCCAACGUGGCGGAGCCUGGAUUUUGGCGUUCUCCCAGACCUUCUGGACACUUCAGUGUCUUGUUUCGUGGUGAGGAUCUGGGGCGGACAGAAGGAACGGUACCAGUUCCUGAUUGAAUGGAAGGUCAACUUGGACGGGCUCAGAUACACGGGACAGCAGAUUCGAUCCAGAAGUCCAAAUGAGAUCAUAUUUGGACUGAAUGAUGGCUACUAUGCAGCUGAUUUUGAUCUCAAGGAUCAGUCGGAGCGGAAGGGUUAUACUCAGCUUCAGGUUGACCAGAGUUCAGUCAAGAACUCCUACAGUGUCUUCUCCUUGCUCAGGCUUCACACAGCGCAGCGAGCCAUCAAACAGACACAAGUGACUGUCCAGAGGAUUGGGAAGGAGAUUGAGGAGAAACUAAGGACAACGGCGUCUUGCACAGAGCGGAAGAAAGAGCGGGAGUGCAUGCAGCUGCGUAUUGCGGUGCUCCGUAGUGAGCUGCAGCGGCAGAGGAAGGCCCUGGGCAGGGAAGUAGACAUUCAACAGAAGGAGAGGGCAGAGCUACAGAAGAAAGAGGAAGUGUUUUCUGCUCAACACGAAGGUCUGAAGGAGGAGAAAGAAUGCCUAACAAAGUUGCAGAAGGAAUGCACAGCCAAGAGAGAGCAGUUCCUGAAAUCCAACGCCCAGCUCACCUUUCGCUGUCGUCAGCUCCUCUCUGAACUAUCCUACAUCUACCCCAUUGAUGUGGUCAAUCAGUCAGAUUAUGUCAUCUGUGGAGUGAAGCUGCCAAACUCUGAAGAUUUCCAAGCUAAAGACGACGGGAGUGUGGCGGUCGCCCUGGGUUACACGGCACACCUGGUCCUGAUGAUCUCGUGUUUCCUUCAGAUCCCUCUUCGCUAUCCGGUGAUCCACAAAGGUUCACGCUCUUCCAUCAAGGACACAAUCACUGACAGACUCACAGAGAAGGAGAGAGAAUUACCUUUGUAUUCAAGAGGAGAGCGCUUCCAUUUUGAAUACGGUGUCUACUUGCUAAACAAGAACAUUGCCCAGCUGAGAUAUCAGCAUGGUUUGGCCACCCCAGACCUGCAGCAGACACUACCCAACCUGAAGAACUUCCUGGAACAUGGUCUGAUGGUGCGAUGCGACAGACAUCACGUCUCCAGCUCAAUCCCAGUGCCCGUAAAACCCCAGCUGAGUGUGUCCGCAGCCUCAGAAAUGAGCUACCCCUACCAGGACGGCUCUCCAGAGCGAGGCGUGAGGAAGAGGGCGAGCUCGGAGGAUGAAGCACAGCUCAAAUAUAAGUUGCCACCUCCUCAGAGCAACCACGCAGCCUCGGGUGAAGAGCAGCCUCCCGUUAGCCUGUCCCCCCCUUUACCAGCACCCAAACAGCUGUCGUCCUCACUUAAUGCCAGCAUGGCCGCUCUUAACAUCCCCCCGACGAGGGAGGCCAACCAGGCUGGAGAGCAGGAGGAGGACGUGGAGAAGAGUGGGGAUACAAAUGUAAGAGAGGAGGAAGACAAAGAGACUGAAGCAGAUGAGGGGGGGGUUAAAGAGCAGCCACCCAGCAGCACAGGUGCGUCUAAUGCUGGUUUGAAACAGGAUGUCGGCGAUGAAACCGUUUCGUCUGUCCAGCACAUGAAUGGUUCGUUACUGCCGGGACAGACACCGGUCGGUCCGGUCCCAGAGCCGCUCUGCUCUGUGGAACAGGCCGAGGAGAUCAUGGGCACGGAGGCCACAGGGUUGGGCCUGGGGGUGGGGUUAGCAGACGAGGCCCGGCUGGAAGACUACCACUGCAUCCCCGUGGACCACGCCGUGGCUGUAGAGUGUGACGAGCAGGUGCUGGGGGAGCUGGCCGUCUUUGAGGAGUUCUCCAGGCGCAUCUAUGCACUAAAUGAGAACCCGUCCAGCUUCCGCAUGCCGCGCAAAAACUCUGACAAGUGACCCGGAGGGUCUGAGGAGAAAACGAGUUGUGGACAAACUCAUGCAGUUUAGACAAAUGCAAGGCAGGGACAGAAACUGAACUGUAGGAGGUGUGGUCCUCACGCCUCAACUGCUCUCAAGGUCAAGGAGCUGCUCCUCAAGAACCAAUUUGCACUUAUUGUAAACAUUUCGAUAGUAAUCUUGUGAAAAUGAUCAACAGUGUAAGUUCUGGGACAGCAAAGGUCCAACUCACCGAGCUGCGAUUGUCGGAGUCUAGAUGGUUCCUGAAAACGGAGAACAGGUCCACUUUCAGUUCUGGACGUUCAGCGUCCAGCUCUGGAGACGUGCUGAAGAUGCCCAGCAGCUACACCGCAACUAUGUCU
Nematolebias whitei (Rio pearlfish) is the source of this 2543-nucleotide messenger RNA. RefSeq names its product UV radiation resistance associated gene (gene uvrag). Gene Ontology annotation, cellular component: lytic vacuole; endosome. Lineage: Eukaryota; Metazoa; Chordata; Actinopteri; Cyprinodontiformes; Rivulidae. Gene Ontology annotation, biological process: SNARE complex assembly. The transcript has 15 exons. Gene Ontology annotation, molecular function: SNARE binding. The record is from RefSeq and is a predicted model, not a curated record. The coding region runs from base 1 to 2181 and encodes 726 amino acids.